This is a messenger RNA of Asterias rubens (European starfish), 1027 nucleotides long. Its product is annotated as thymidylate kinase-like. The transcript is spliced from 5 exons. Gene Ontology annotation, biological process: dTTP biosynthetic process; dUDP biosynthetic process; dTDP biosynthetic process. Lineage: Eukaryota; Metazoa; Echinodermata; Asteroidea; Forcipulatida; Asteriidae. Gene Ontology annotation, cellular component: mitochondrion; cytosol; cytoplasm. The record is from RefSeq and is a predicted model, not a curated record. The coding region runs from base 144 to 770 and encodes 208 amino acids. Gene Ontology annotation, molecular function: ATP binding; dTMP kinase activity.
CCAGGAACGCGCGCGAAAUUCAUCCUCGAGAGAGUUGUUUCUUCCCCCUUCAUCACCCUACUACGUACUAGGUUCUGCAUUCGGAACUCCUGUUUUACUCCUAUGCAAUCUCUAUAAUAUCUUCAUCCACCUUGUCUUUCAAUAUGAAAAGAGGGGCUUUGAUUGUUCUCGAGGGCUGUGAUCGAGCUGGAAAAUCAACACAAUGUAAAAAGCUCGUAGAAGCAUUGAAUCAGAAAGGUGUCACGGCUGAACCAGUGAGGUUUCCAGAUCGAAGUACAGUGAUUGGCAAGAUGAUUGGAUCUUACUUGGAGAAGAAAUCUGAACUACAAGAUAAUGCAAUUCAUUUGUUGUUCUCAGCCAAUAGAUGGGAAAUGGUGCCAUAUAUGGAGAAACAGUUACAUAAAGGCACAACUUUGGUGGUUGACAGAUAUGCAUACUCAGGAGUAGCUUUUACAGCUGCAAAAGAUGGUUUUGACCUACAUUGGUGCAAACAGUCAGACGUAGGACUACCAAAGCCAGAUCUAGUUUUCUUUUUAGAAGUCAAACCUGAAGAAGCUGAGAAACGAGACGACUUUGGUGAUGAACGUUAUGAAUCUACAGCCUUUCAGGUCAAAGUGAAAAACAACUUUGACUUAUUGAAAGAAGAAAGUUGGAGGGUUCUUGAUGCCAGUCAAAGCAUUGAUGAUCUUCAUCAACAGAUUCUUGAGAUUGCUGAAAAUACAAUAUGUGGGGAUUUACCAAAACAAAUAGAUAACUUAUGGGUGACAUAAUGCUUCAAUUUAGAUCUAAUUUGGGUAUAUUUUUAGUUCAAUGUAUACACAAUUCACACUGUAUACAUGACUCGCAAGGGACAAGAAGUAAUCAUAAUAUACCGGGUAAUUGAAGUCUUUGUGCAUGUAUCUGCUAUAAAGGUACUCAAGGCGCUUAGCAUAUACAUAAUUUUCAGAAAGAUUAUGUUCCAGUAUACAAUUGUUGCACGCUGUGACGGGAUCCACGCUGUGGCGUUUUGUACACCCGAGGGGGGAAA